This is a messenger RNA of Gracilinanus agilis (Agile Gracile Mouse Opossum), 1658 nucleotides long. It is a transcript of the gene SHPK, whose product is annotated as sedoheptulokinase. Gene Ontology annotation, molecular function: sedoheptulokinase activity. Gene Ontology annotation, cellular component: cytosol. Gene Ontology annotation, biological process: cellular response to lipopolysaccharide; carbohydrate metabolic process. The record is from RefSeq and is a predicted model, not a curated record. NCBI's taxonomy places the organism in Eukaryota, Metazoa, Chordata, Mammalia, Didelphimorphia, Didelphidae.
GGUGCCUGCUGGGUGCGCCAGCCCCGCCUCCGCCCAGAGCGUAGUGCCCGCCUCUUCCCCCAUGUGGGGCGCCUUUUGGAGGGGCCCCCCAGGAGCAAGAGAGGGUACGACCGCAGGGCUUCCCGUCCCUGGUGUCCGGGCCCUGUGGCAGUGCCCGCGUGCCCACAUGUUCAUGCCCACGUGCCCACACCCGCUGCCCUCCGCGCUCCUUGGGGGGGCCCGGGGCGUCCGCAGGGCCGGGAGCAGGACGUGGGCAGGAUCAUGCAGGCGGUGGGCGAGUGCCUCGAGGCCCUCCCUGUGUGGCAGCGGCGCCAGGUCCUCCGCGUGGGCGUCUCGGGACAGAUGCACGGGGUCAUGUUCUGGAAGAGCGGCCAAGCCGGCGCCUGGACCGAGAAGGGUGUCCUGGAGCCCCGAGACGUCAGCCGCCUCAUCACGUGGCAGGAUGGCCGCUGCAGCCCCGACUUCCUGGCCUCCCUCCCCCCGCCGCAGUCCCACCUGAGCGUGGCCACGGGCUUCGGCACGGCCUCCAUCUUCUGGCUCCUGCGCCACAGCCCCGAGUUCCUGGAGUCCUACAGCGCGGCGGGCACCAUCCAGGACUACCUGGUGGCUGCACUGUGCGGCCUGCAGAGGCCCCUCAUGUCCGAGCACAACGCGGCCAGCUGGGGCUACUUCGACGUGGAGAGCAGAAGCUGGAACUCCUGCGUCCUGGAGGAGGCCGGCUUCCCCACCCGGCUGCUCCCCGACGUGGCCGAGGCCGGCGCCGUGGCCGGGAGGACGUCCCACGAGUGGUUCGGCAUCCCCGCGGGGGCGCAGGUCGGCGUGGCUCUGGGGGACCUGCAGUGCUCCGUGUUCUCCUGCAUGGCCCGGAGGACAGACGCGGUUCUCAACAUCAGCACGUCUGUCCAGCUGGCAGCCUCCAUGCCUCCAGGGUUCAAGCCUGCGGCACAUCCGGACCCCGCGGCCCCUGUGGCCUACUUCCCGUACUUCGGGGGCACCUACCUGGGCGUGGCCGCGUCCCUCAAUGGCGGUAACGUGCUGGCCACCUUCGUCGCCACGCUGGCCCGCUGGAUGGCCGAGCUGGGGUCCGAGGCGCUGGAGACCCUCAUCUACUCGCAGAUGAUCCGGGCGGCCCUGGCCCAGGCAGACACCGAGCUGACCAUCAGCCCGACCCUCCUGGGGGAGCGGCACCUGCCCGGCGAGCUGGCGUCCGUGAGCGGCAUCUCCCCCGCCCGCCUGUCCCUGGGCCACGUGACCAGGGCCCUGUGCCGCGGCAUCGUGGAGAACGUGCACGCCAUGCUGCCGGGCCGGCGCCUCGCCGAGUGGGGCGUGGAGCGGCUGGUGGGCAGCGGCAGCGCCCUGGCCAGGAACGAGGUGCUGCGGCAGGAGGUGGAGCGGGCCUUCCCCCUGCCCGUGUGCUACGGCCGCGACGUGGACGCCGCCAGCGGGGCCGCCCUGGUCAUGCUGCGGGAAGGCCCCGGGGAGGAGUGACGGCGCCCCGCAUCGAUCGCUUCGCUGCCAAUCAAAGCCCGCUUUUAUGAAAGGCUGAAAUAGGAAGGGGGGGCCGGGCCAGCCCCCCGAAGGGCCCGCUGCCCGGCCUCGCACCUCGAUCCCUCACGAUGAUUUUGGUGAUUAAACGGCUCCUGGAGCCGCUGCCGUGG